This is a messenger RNA of Nicrophorus vespilloides, 3010 nucleotides long. It is a transcript of the gene ClpX, whose product is annotated as ATP-dependent Clp protease ATP-binding subunit clpX-like, mitochondrial. Gene Ontology annotation, molecular function: zinc ion binding; ATP hydrolysis activity; ATP binding. The transcript has 6 exons. The record is from RefSeq and is a predicted model, not a curated record. Lineage: Eukaryota; Metazoa; Arthropoda; Insecta; Coleoptera; Silphidae. Gene Ontology annotation, cellular component: mitochondrial matrix. Bases 477 to 2366 code for a protein of 629 amino acids. Gene Ontology annotation, biological process: protein catabolic process; proteolysis.
AAAUUAGAUCAAAUCACAUGCACAUUCGACACACACACACAUAAUAUAUAACAAUUGCUAAUCGUCGUUAUUCAACAGUUCUUGUAUUUGCGGUUGUUGUUGUUGUUAUUGGCAACAACCACCCCCACCGGAUUCGGACCAUAAUUGUUUACGUAUUGCGUCACAGCCCCCCGCGUUCUCGUCUCGAAACCUUGACACCGAGCAAUAGCAUAUUUCGUUGUUGCCGUCGUCGCAGCAGCAGCUACUCUCCUUUUUCAAUUUCGUCGCCCCCCUACAUACACACACAUAACUCGUACAACAACGAAAAGAUCGUAUCCGUGCGUGCAAAGAAGUGUCGUUAAUGUUGCUUGAAUCCGCUUUCAGUGCAGAGCACAUGUGAGCUGCAACACCACUGCUUCUUCAACAUCCCCUACGAGAGGCCCAGAAAGAGAUAGGAAGCAGAGUGAGAGUGAAAGGGGUGGAGGACGUAGACUAAGAUGACCAGCGUCAGGUGCAGCUUGGCCACAGCUGGGAAAAUUGUUUUGGCUGCGAGACACUCCAAAGUGCAACAUGGUCUCCUGUGCACCGCCUACAACAAGUACAGUUCGGUGCUCUCGAAGAGCAACCUCUCGACGACGACGGUGAUCCUGCUGAAAUCCCCAGGAUCCGGGGAUGCGCCCUCCGGCGGUAGCGGCAACACUACGACGACGACCACGCCCACGGGCGGGGACGUUACUGGGGCGACGCCGCCUCCGCCACCACCGACCACUCCCACCGGAGGCAGCGGCGGUGGUAAGAACAAGAACACGCUUUCGUGUCCAAAGUGCGGCGACCCCUGCACCCACGUGGAGACCUUCGUCAGUUCGACGCGCUUCGUCAAGUGCGAAAAGUGCCAUCACUUCUUCGUCGUGCUCAGCGAGGUGGACAGCAAGAAGAAGGAGGGCGUCGAAAACAAGACCGGUUUCUUCAGGAAGCCGCCUCCGCCUCCUAAGAAGAUAUUCGAUUACCUGAACAAGCACGUGGUGGGACAGGAGCACGCGAAGAAGGUGCUUGCUGUCGCUGUGUACAAUCACUACAAGAGGAUCUUCAACAAUGCUCCGGCGUCGUCGGGCAAUGCGAGACAAGACAUGGCUGUGAUGGAACAAGGUCCGCACACCAGCUUCACGCACAGAGAUCUCCUACAUAUAACAGGCAUGGGUGGCAACGCGGGUGGCGGUUCCAUGGGGUUCAAUUUCUCAAAUACCGUGUCCGAAGGUGGGGCAUCGCGACAAUCGGGGGCGACGGGGUCAUCAUCAUCAUCUACGGCUAAUCCGAUCGGGGCAGGCUCUGACAUCCUCGACAGAGCCACGCACGAGCUCAAGCUGGAGAAGAGCAACAUCCUGCUGCUGGGACCGACGGGAUCAGGUAAAACAUUGCUGGCACAGACGAUAGCUCAAUGUCUGGACGUGCCUUUCGCAAUCUGCGACUGCACGACGUUAACGCAGGCCGGAUACGUCGGCGAGGAUAUCGAGAGCGUCAUCGGGAAACUGCUGCAGGAUGCCGGAUACAGCGUGGAGCGCGCUCAGAUCGGUAUAGUCUUCCUCGACGAGGUCGAUAAGAUCGGCGCGGUGCCGGGCAUCCAUCAGCUGCGCGACGUGGGCGGCGAAGGUGUGCAACAGGGUAUGCUCAAGAUGCUCGAGGGGACGGUGGUCAAUGUGCCGGAGAGGAAUUCGCCGAGGAAGUUGCGAGGAGAGACGAUCCAGGUGGACACCACGAACAUCCUCUUCGUGGCGAGCGGUGCGUACAACGGACUGGACAGGCUGAUCGCUCGCAGGAACAACGAGAACGUGUUCGGGUUUGGAGCUCAGGUGGCGAGCAGUCAGGGAAGGAGGGCGGCGUCGCAGCAGGCGCAAAACCAAUCGGAUCUCUCUGCCGAGGAGGAGAACCAGGAAAGAGAUCAGGCGUUGAGGCAGGUGCAAGCGCGUGACCUCAUCGACUUCGGUAUGAUCCCCGAAUUCGUCGGCCGCUUCCCGGUGCUGGUGCCCUUCCACAGUCUCGACAAGAAUAUGCUGGUGAGGAUCCUUAGUGAACCUCGUAACGCCCUCAUCCCACAGUACCAGCGACUGCUCGCGAUGGACCAAUGCGAACUGCUCUUCACCCCGGACGCACUCACAUCCAUCGCACAGUUGGCCAUGGAACGAAAGACGGGCGCCAGAGGAUUGAGAGCCAUUCUGGAAUCUUUGCUGCUCGAGCCGAUGUUCGAGAUUCCCGGAUCGGGCAUCACCGAGGUGCACGUGACAGAGGCGUACGUGAAGGGUGAGACGGAGGGUCCGGUCUACGUGCGAAAGAGCACCGAGACAACGACGACGACCGACGAUGAGGACCUAAAAACUUCAAUUAGAAUAUAGCAGCAGCGUACAAACGAGGAUCUACUAUUAUUAAAUAAUAAUUUAUAUAUUAUUUAAAACGAUUUAGCAAAGAAGUUGAGAAAUGAAGAAGGAGAGCGAGAAAAGAAAGUGGAGAGAAUAAAUUUGAAAUACUAUAUAAAUAUAUAUAUACAUACAUAGAUACAUAAAGACGAGAUGAGGAGAAGCAGACGAGAAUAUUUAGAUUGUGUACAUUCAUUGAUUAUUAAUUGAGUUUUUAGAACAAUUUUCCUUUUAUACCGAUUGCAGAUGAUAUUUGAAUUUGAUUUUAACGGAGGAAAAGCUUAAACAUUUUGAAAGAAGAUGAUGAGAAGGAGAUAAGUGUACAGAUUUUGUUGAUUUCUUUUAUUUAAAAGAUGAAAAUGAGGAACGCGAUUUUUAAGUUAUAAAUUGUUAAAUUUAAUUUUCCACUUUUUAGUUUUUCAUUUAACUCUAUGGGUAAAAUAGGAAAUUAGUAAGCAAGUGUGAUGAUUUUUUUUGUUAGUUUCAUUUUGUACGUCGUCCGAUUUGAGCUUGUGUUCAUAGAGAUAGAGUGAAUGAGUGAGAAAGAGAUAGAAUCAUUAAUAUAUACAUAUGCAACACGAUUAAUUAAGAGAGAGAGAGAGAGAAGAGAGACUAUUCAGAAU